AUGUCACAGUCUUCGCCAGCCAAGCAAGAACUAAAAGUAAAAGAACUUCCGUAUAUAUUUAUUGAUCUAGUUAGUAAAUAUAAUGAUCUAGGUUUAAGUGUUUGUGGAAUGUCAAGAUUAGGACAUUGGAAAAAGGCUAAUGGUCCAGCAGCGACUAAAAAGCUCAAUGCUUUUCAAGAUUUCAUACCAGAACUUAGAGACCGAGAAUUUUCUCAAUUUUCUAUUUGUGUUAAUUAUUAUAAUCAAACUAUUGUUAAUAAUCUCUUUUACCAACAUCUUUUAGAUAUUUCCAGUGCUGGUGAAAGAUUCUGGCUUGAUAUUAGUCCUAAUAAUGUUGAAAUAGUCGCCGACGACGUAUCACUCCAUUUGUUAGAGUUUGAAAAAAUUGUAGAAAAUAAUAAUUUUAUAAUUACAAAAUUACAACGGCAAGUGGAAAAUAAGAAUAGAGUAAUAUCUAAGUUAAACAUACAACUUGAAGAAUGUCAUAACGUGAUGGCACAAUUUGAAGAGUUAUAUCAAGAACAGUUUGAAGCAUAUCAAGAGCGUAUAAGCAUAUCCAAGCCAUUAUAG
Molecule: messenger RNA, 570 nt
Organism: Dentiscutata erythropus
Lineage: Eukaryota; Fungi; Glomeromycota; Glomeromycetes; Diversisporales; Gigasporaceae
Source: the annotation of a GenBank genome assembly